Molecule: messenger RNA, 1496 nt
Organism: Diprion similis
Lineage: Eukaryota; Metazoa; Arthropoda; Insecta; Hymenoptera; Diprionidae
Gene: Apt1
Product: acyl-protein thioesterase 1
Exons: 7
Coding region: 197-850 (217 amino acids)
Biological process (GO): protein depalmitoylation
Cellular component (GO): cytoplasm
Molecular function (GO): carboxylic ester hydrolase activity; palmitoyl-(protein) hydrolase activity
Source: RefSeq, a predicted model, not a curated record
UAGUUUAGUCUCUUAACAAGAUGUCAACUAGCCUGGCUGCAGUGAUAUACAUACAAGUGUAGAGACACACACAGUAAAAAAGGCGACGACCCGUAGCAGCAUUCAGUUUCCGCUAACAUUCAGGUUCAAAGUACCUCUGUUGUAACAUAAAACAAAUACUUCUCUCUGUACAGUACGAGAAAAAAAACGACGAAAGAUGACGACUCCGGUUGUAAUUGCCGCAACGGCUCGACACACCGCAACGCUUAUAUUUCUCCAUGGACUUGGAGACACGGGACACGGAUGGGCAAGCUCGAUGGGAUCCGUGAGAUCUCCUCACGUCAAAGUAAUUUGUCCAACUGCGCCAACUAUGCCAGUGACGUUGAACGCUGGAUUCCGAAUGCCUUCAUGGUUUGACCUGAGGUCGCUCGAUCCGUCCGGUCCAGAAGAUGAGGAGGGUAUUCGUAGGGCGGCUGAAGUUGUACACUCAUUGAUUGCCCAAGAGGUCGCAGCUGGUAUACCAACGAAGAGAAUUGUCAUCGGAGGAUUUAGUCAAGGUGGCGCUCUGGCGAUGUACAGCGCACUCACGUUUCCAGAGCCUCUUGCAGGCGUCAUAGCUUUAUCCGCUUGGCUCCCUCUGCACCAGAGGUUCCCUGCUAGUGCGGUUGGCAACAAAAAUGUCCCGUUGCUGCAGUGCCAUGGUGAUUGCGAUCCGAUUGUUCCAUAUAAGUGGGGCCAAAUGACUGCCUCGUUGUUGAAGCAGUUCAUGACCAAUACAGAGUUUAAAACGUAUCGAGGAAUGAUGCACACGUCUUGCGACGAUGAGAUGCGCGAUAUGAAGAUGUUCGUUGAGAAAGUUCUCAAGCCAUAAUAAACUAAAUUAAUUGUAUCAAUUAAUGAUGGUACUAAUAAUAUAAUCAUUAUUAUUGGUAUUAUUAUUGAGAGUAACGAAUAUUAUUAUAAAUAAAAUUAAUAAUUCCAAUGACACGUUAUUUUUAGUCGUUAAUUAAGCAUACUAGGGAAGAAAAACAAACGGAACGGGAAAAAUCAAAACCGAUACGAAAUUGAAUUGUAGUCGACAGGUGUGGUAAUUUCUACCAUUCUAUUCAGUAGAAAACUACUAGUCUACAUAAAGAUUUGCGGUUUUAUUAGCACGUUGCAAUAAAAAAGAAAAACGUGUAUUUUACAUUCGUGAGUGUAAAUUUGAGCAAAAUCAUUGUAAUGAAGAAAGAAAUUAGAAUUGAAUCAAUUAAAGAAUCGACUUAUUAAUCGCAGAACUAUUUAAUGAAAUGGAAUAGAGCGAUCCUGUUAAAAUAUACCUAACUGUAUUAUAGUUAAAAAAGAUAUCUGUCAUAGGACAAAUAAUUAGAAUAUCCUAGCAAUUGAGGAAAAGCUUUUUCGCCCAGAAACCUCAGUUUAUUCUUUCCAUUUAUUAAUUAAUAUGGGUAAUGAGUAGCUAUCCAACAAUUUAAUCUAUUUUUUUCGUUGAAUUUACUCCUCGAAGAUUCUUAAAAACU